Messenger RNA from Castor canadensis (American beaver), 981 nucleotides. NCBI's taxonomy places the organism in Eukaryota, Metazoa, Chordata, Mammalia, Rodentia, Castoridae. The record is from RefSeq and is a predicted model, not a curated record.
AUGGAAACUUUAAUCCGUGCUGCCAUUUUCCUUUCACCUGAAAAAUACCAUCUCCAUGAAAACAGAGAACCAUACAGGGGAGUGCAGUUCCUCCUCUUUGGCCUCUCAGAUGAUCCUGAAUUACAGCUCUUUCUCUUUGGGCUGUUCUCCAGGUAUCUGGCCACCACACUUGGGAAUAUGCUCAUCAUCCUGACCACUAGCUCUGACACCCAUCUCCACACACCUAUGUACUUCUUUCUUUGCAAACUGUCAUUUGUUGAUAUCUGUUUUAUUUCAACUACAGUCCCAAAGAUGCUGGUGAACAUCCAAACACAUAACAAAGACAUCUCUUACAGAGAGUGCCUUACUCAGGUAUACUUUUCAAAUAUGUUCGCAGGAACAGGUAAGAUUUUACUGACUUUGAUGGCCUAUGAUCGCUUUGUGGCCAUCUGCUACCCUCUGAACUACACUGUCAUUAUGAACACCUGGCCCUGUGGCUUCCUGGUCCUGCUGUCUUGGAUUAUCAUACUCUGUGUCUUCCUGAUUCAUAUUCUACUGAUGAAACACCUGAGUUUCUCCAUAAACACUGAAAUUUCACAUUUCUGCUGUCAACUGGCUCCACUUUUCAAGGUGGCCAGAUCCAAUACCUUCAUCAACAACAUCUUUAUGUAUCUGAUGACUGCCCUUCUGGGUGUGCUUCCCAUAGUUGGGAUCCUUUUCCCUUACGUUCAGAUUGUCUCCACUUUAAUGAGGAUGUCCUCCAUUGUGAGAAAAUAUAAAGCAUUAUCUACCUGUGGGUAUCACCUUGGUGUGGUUACCUUGUUCUAUAGAACAGCAGUUGUAGUUUAUCUCAGUUCUGCUAUGACACAUUCUUCCCAGGGGAGCACACUUGCUGUUGGGAUGUACACUGUGGUCACUCCAAUGUUGAACUGUUUCAUGUAUAGCCUGAGGAACAAGGAUGUGAAGGAUGCUCUGGGAAAACUGCUGAGCAGAGGAUUAUAA